AUGGGUCCACGCCAAGUGAUUGACUGGCAUCGUGAUAUCAAUGAGGCACGUCAAGAUGAGGUCUACGAUUUCAGCCCGGACAAACUCAAUGUGCGGAAUAUCGCGUUGAUUGGCGAAUUCUCGCUAGCCCACUGCCGUUUAGCUCAAACCGCCGACAAGACUCCAUCGGCCACUCAUGUCGAAACAGCAGGCAUUAGAGCCUUGGCGCGCCUCUCCACCAUUGCGUUGCGUCAGAUGCAACAUCGAGUCCGAGAAUCAUGCUUCGUCAAGAAACGAAGACGGAAAGACAGCAUGUCCAGGCCGGACUCAAGUGGCAACGCCAAUCCCGCAGCCAUUCCAGACCGGAAUGUUUUCCUCAACAAACUACGACUAGAUGUUGAUACGCUCUACCAGCUAUCGUCUCGCCUGGCGUCGUUGUAUCGGAAAAUAGCCUCAACUCCAUCCAAGCAGUUCCUCCCUACGGCGAUCACCCGGCUUCCUACCGGCCAUGAAACCGGUCGCUAUCUCGCGGUCUACGUUGGGUUGUUCUACUUGAAAGUGGCCUUCAUUGAUCUUCUGAAAGAUCAACCUGGUCAGGGACAGUCUCGUGUCAGAAGAACCCUGGAGAAAGCGUGGCCCAUCGAGGAGCACCUGCGACGAGAUGACGCCUUCAACCUGUUUGCGUGGAUUGGGGAUUGUAUCGCUGAAGUGGUAGCCGAUAGUCUCGAUAAUCCCAUGGAGAGGUUGCCGAGCGAGUUGACUACAGGAAUCUCAUUGUGUAUGCCUCUUGAACAAAAGUCACUCGACGAAGCAAUUUUGAUGCCUACCGGGAAAGGCUUCGUCUUGAAUUCAGAUUUAAACCUUCGUCAGGCUUUGCUUCGUGGGUAUGAACGCCACACGCGAAGCUUCGAUGAGGAUCGCGACAGGCCAGGCCCGGCCAAAAAGCGGAAGCUUUACAGUCUACCUACGUUGAAAAUUGCAGCAAUGACCAACGAUACUGGCGCCACCCUUGCUUCGCUGGCGUACUCGAUCCCUUCUCUGCCUAACACCCGCGUUGUCAUGGGCUUAAUUGUCGGGGCAGGAUGUAACGCGACCGUCCCCUUUCCCAUCGCAGACCUUCAUGAGUCCAAAACCCGGCAUAUCCUCUCUCAGGACCCGGAUGCUGUCGAAACGCUGGUAUCUACAGAAUGGACACUCUCAACCUCGGCGGCUCCUUUAUAUGAGCUGGGUAUCCUUACCUCUUGGGACGAACAACUAGACAAACAAUCCCAACGGCCAGGAUUUCAACCCUUUGAGUAUAUGGUUGGCGGAGCCUAUAUUGGCGAGCUGGUUCGAAUCAUCUCCUAUGACUGGUUUCAUCGGAUUCGAGGAGUCCCGGCAGCCGAACUUCCUCUGAAGCUUGUCGGGCAACGGACCCUUCAAACGGAUUUUCUAUCUUUGGAGGUGGCUUCAACUCACAGCAAUGAACGAUUAGCAACCAAAUUAUCAAUACAUCUUCCUCCUCCGGAAAAGAGCAGUUGGACAUGGACGCCAGAGUCGGCAAGCGAUCUCCGUGCAAUCGCAGCAGCAGUGCAGGACCGAGCAGCCGCAUUAGUGGCUUCCGCGGUGAUUGGACUUCUGGUCAGUAUUCGUGAGAUCCGGUUCCAAGAUAUCGAGUCUUCCAGCGCCUCGAGUAGCAACGAACAACCCAUAAGCAGCAAUGCUCCCAGUGAUUCCAGUUGGAAACAUGGGCCCGAAGAACUAGCGGUCGCAGUCUCAGGUGGUGUUAUCCAGCACUAUCCGAGCUAUAAAGCGACUGUUCAAAGAUAUAUCGACCGACUCAUAUUACGCGCAGGUCCGCAGGAAGGAGGAAAAAGUGUCUUUCUUCGUGAGGUCAGCGAUGGCGGAAUUGUUGGGGUCGGUGUUUUGGCGGGAAUGGCCUCGGGUGAGAUAGGAGAAAUCAUCUGCGGGUCAUUAGAUCGAGACAACGAUGCAGGUGGUGAAAAAGAUGCAUAA
This is a messenger RNA of Aspergillus affinis, 1974 nucleotides long. Its product is annotated as hexokinase family protein. Gene Ontology annotation, molecular function: D-glucose binding; fructokinase activity; mannokinase activity. Gene Ontology annotation, biological process: glycolytic process; glucose 6-phosphate metabolic process; intracellular glucose homeostasis. NCBI's taxonomy places the organism in Eukaryota, Fungi, Ascomycota, Eurotiomycetes, Eurotiales, Aspergillaceae. The transcript has 3 exons. Bases 1 to 1974 code for a protein of 657 amino acids. Gene Ontology annotation, cellular component: cytosol; mitochondrion. The record is from RefSeq and is a predicted model, not a curated record.